Molecule: messenger RNA, 1125 nt
Organism: Closterium sp. Yama58-4
Lineage: Eukaryota; Viridiplantae; Streptophyta; Zygnematophyceae; Desmidiales; Closteriaceae
Source: the annotation of a GenBank genome assembly
AUGGGAUUUUGGAGCAAUUUCGGCCGGUUCACGAGCAUAAACCGUGAUCACCGCGACAGGAUCAGCAGCACCAGCAGGUGCACCGAAUGCAGCCGUGGCAAUGAUACUCUCAGCACUGAUGGCGGUCCGGGAGUCAGCGGCGUGCACCACAGAAAGGCUUUAGAUCUCGCCAGCGUGCAGCAAAGCGUGGCCGCGUCAGGAUGGGCCGAGGGGUUGAAGUGCGUGGAUGUGCGCGACGGGAAAACGUGGAUUGCGGAGCCCUUGCUCUUCGGCGAUUGUGCGGCCCCGGUUGACACCGUGGCGUCGUUGGGCUUGGCGGAGGACGUCGAGGGCGCGCUGUAUUCCGCCACGGCCGAUUGCCUGCACGUGCAGCAAAUUGACGACCUCGAUCGCGCUGCUGCUGCGACCGCGCUCGUACCGUGUGACGCUGACAGCAUCGGCCGCAGCAGGUGGCGCUUGUGGAGCGGUGGGCUGCUGGGCGGCCUGCUGGGCGUUGCAGCUUUGAGAGCACGCGGCUCGCAACCCGAGUGGUGGAAAAAGGGCGGGUGCCAGAAGUGGCGACGACGGGACCAGCGACCCGUGGAGAAGGCACUAAACAUCAUCUCCUGCGCGCCUUUCUUCCUCGUCGGCCUUAACACUCCAAGGGCGAACGAUUGUCCCAAGGCCCGUCUGUACAGCCAGUCAGUGAUGGGCAUUGGCGCAGCGGCCAUGGCAUACCACGCGUCAUCGGGCCCCAUAUCCCGCCCCAUUCUCCACUGGCUCGACUGCACCAUGAUUGCUGUCUCCACUCUCUGCUUUUCGCGAGCAGCCCUGCCUGCGGAUGAGCAUUCAGCAGCGCUCUUGGCGGUGUCCACAGCCAUGGUGCCGGUGCGCCCGUCCCUGGUCAUGGGCCUGCACUGGAGCCUGCUCGAGGCCAAUUUCUGGAGGAGGUCUAGAGGGGACCCUUCACUGGCACGAGCGUAUUCACUGCACGCUGCCACGGCGGUGACGGCAGGCGCUGCCAUGCUGGCGGACAAGACAGUGGCACACCACCCGGCCUUGCACGCGCUGUGGCAUGUGGUGGCCGCUGGUGUGCUCCACACUGCUAACGUGCUGCUCACCCCUCUCACCUCUGUUUCAAGCUGA